AUGAAUGUUGAUGAUAUGAAUAAUUCUAAUCCCCCUCCCAUGUCAAAAUUGGAACAAUUGGCAAGGAAGAGAGCUCAACAAAGACAACAACAGCAACAAAAUAUUAAUCAAGUAAAUAAUUUAACUGCUAUAGAAAAAAAACUGUCGUUAAAGGAUAAAUUAGUUGCUUUAAAGGAAAAAAAACUAGAAACUACUCAACAAUCAAUUACAAAAGGAUCCACACUUUUACAAAGUCUAAAAGACAAAAAAAUAUUAACUAAUACUAUUGGGAAGACUGAUAAGACCAAUAAUUCAACUAUUGUAAUAGAACAACGAGCAUCACAACCAAAAAAUGAAUUCAGUUUAUCUACAAGAUUACAAAAAAGCACUGUAAAUAAUAUUCUCACUACAACUGAUAAGAAUGAUAAAUUUUCAAGAAUAACUGGUUUAAAAACAUCUAAUUCUUCGUUGAGUUCCAAAUUGGAUCAUAUUAGGAAAAGAAAACAAGAGGGCAAAUUGGAGAAAAAUAUAUCUUCAUUGUCUAAUAACCAAAUAGCCUUAACUGAUCAAACUAAUAAUAAUGAAAAUAAUGAAAAUAAUAAUUAUGACAACAACAACAACGACUCUAUAUCUGGAAACUCACAAUCUAACUUAUUGAUCAAUAUAAAUUGGAGUAAAUUUGAUAAACUAACAAAAAAAUAUUCCAUAUCAGCUGAUUCUAACUUAUCUUCAACUACCAAUAAAGGUCAGUUUAUAAACUUUAUUCAACAGAAAAGUGAUGUAGCAAACAAGAAUUACAUAACUAUGACCCAAGCAAUUAAGAGGAAAUAUACUGAUAUCUUUUCUAUCUUUGAACCAUUAGAUUAUGUUAAAAGACAGAAAUAUAGGCAAAAUUUCAUGGAAUCAAGUCCAGAUGAUAUAAUUCUUGAAGUGCAAUCCAAAGCGUUUGAUGAUAUGAAUAAGAAAAUAUCAAAACUAAAUAUUUCUAAAAAAAAUAAUAUUGACGAUAAUGAUACAGAAUUACAGUUACCAAUUAAAUCAAGGACAAUGUUAGAUAUUCAUCAAUAUUUAUUAGUGAGACCUAAUAAUUUAAGAAUUUCAAUACUAGGUCAUCAUCUAUCAGGGAAAUCGACGCUUAUGGGAAGACUACUAAUGGAUUUUAAAAAAGUUGAUAUUGAAACGAUAAGAAAAUUGAAAAAUCUAUGUAACAGAAACAAAAUUGAAAACAAGCAUACCUAUUUAACUUGGUUAUCCGAUGAUUUAUCUAUAGAAAGAUCAGUUGGCUAUUCAGAGAUAUUACAUAAACAUGAUAUUUGCAUUAAAGGUUAUGGGAAAUUUACCUUUUUUGUGAAUCCAAGCAAACAGAAUGUUAACUCAGAAUUGAUAACACAAAUGUUUAAUAACGAUAUUGUUAUAAUGGUUAUAGAUUGUUCACCAGAUGGGUUUGAAAAAGGUUUUAAUUUAAAUGGACAAACAAUUGAAUUUUCUAUAUUAGCUAAAUUUUGUGGUUGUAAACACAUUAUUGUUGUUUUAAAUAAGAUGGAUACUGUUGAUUGGUAUCAAGGUAGAUAUGAUGAAAUUGUAAAUGAAUUGAAGACAUUUUAUGAUACAAUAGGAUUUCAUCAGGAAGACAUAUCCUGGAUACCUAUUAGUAGUGUUACUGGUGAUGGGAUAGUUAAUAAAAAUACCUUAUCAGAUUGGUAUCAAGGUUUGUCUCUUGUAGAAACCUUAAAAAAGAAGAUUAAAGAAUUUUCAAAAGAAGAUCACAAAAGUCAACAAUCAAAGCAUAAUAAUGUUUUGGAUAUAAGUAACACUAACGUCUCAGUGGGGGAUCAAAGGAGUCCUGAAGAUGAGUUUUAUUCUCUUUCGAUUAAAGACAUCGACGUAUCUAAGAAUGAAAUAACAGGAUGGAUUAUAAACGGUUGUAUUCAGGCUGGUGAAUCUAUUAGAAUAUAUCCCUUAUCCAAAAAUUUCCUAGUUGAUGAGAUUAAAAAUGAUACAGACGAAAAGCAAAUUGGGUUCCCAAGUUCAUUUGUAACGAUGAAGUUACUUUCGUCGACAUCUAGAAAUGAAAAAGGUUUACUUGAUAACAUUGAGAUUGGAGAUUUUGUUACAUCACUUUUGUCACCAGUGACAUUAAUGAACUCAAUUACUAUAAAAUUAGAGAUGAUAACUAUUUUAACAAAUCUAACAAUUGGUAUGAAGUUAAUUAUUAACAGACAAAUGUAUACUAAUACAGUAAAAAUAUUAAAGAUGAAUAAAGUGAAUAGUAAAUCCAUAAUCGUUAUUGAAUGCGAACUUUCAAGGCAAGAUACGAUACCAUAUUUCGAAUCAGUGAAUGAAAGAGAAAAUCUUAUUAUCAUUAGAGUUUCAGGGACCAAUAAAAUUAUUGGUUUGGCCAAGUUAAUUAAAUAG
Molecule: messenger RNA, 2394 nt
Organism: Arxiozyma heterogenica
Lineage: Eukaryota; Fungi; Ascomycota; Saccharomycetes; Saccharomycetales; Saccharomycetaceae
Exons: 1
Coding region: 1-2394 (797 amino acids)
Biological process (GO): translation; translational elongation
Molecular function (GO): translation elongation factor activity; GTP binding; GTPase activity
Source: RefSeq, a predicted model, not a curated record